This is a messenger RNA of Panonychus citri (citrus red mite), 1518 nucleotides long. Its product is annotated as protein SHQ1 homolog. Gene Ontology annotation, cellular component: cytoplasm; nucleoplasm. NCBI's taxonomy places the organism in Eukaryota, Metazoa, Arthropoda, Arachnida, Trombidiformes, Tetranychidae. The record is from RefSeq and is a predicted model, not a curated record. Gene Ontology annotation, biological process: box H/ACA snoRNP assembly. The transcript is spliced from 2 exons. The coding region runs from base 34 to 1299 and encodes 421 amino acids.
UUGAUUUAAAUUCGUUGAUUUAACUGAAUCGAGAUGAUCACUCCUAAUUUCAAGAUUAAUCAAGAUCCAAGGUACAUCCACCUGUUGAUCAAAGCGCCGAUGGCAAAAAUUGGUGAGACAUCAGUUGCUUUUGAUGACGAAAUGUUUUGUUUUCAUAGUAAACCUUAUUAUCUGAGGUUACAUUUACCUGGUAAAUUAGCAACUCAAGAUGGUUCGGAAAAAAUUGAUUGGGAUGGUGAAAAGAAUGAGUUUGUUAUUAGUUUGUUGAAGGCAACUGAAGGUGAACAUUUUAAUGAUCUUAAUAUGUUAACUAAAUUGUUGACCAAACCAAAUCAUCAGAAAAACAUCAAAUUAAACUCGGGAAUUGAAGUGUUGGAUCAAGAGGUGACUGAGGAUCAAGAAGAUUAUGAUUGGUAUAUUGAUCAAAGUGAAUGGACUGAAGAUGAGCAGAAAUCUCUUAUGGGGGAAAAGUAUGGAUUCGCUAAUCGUUAUUCUGGAAUUUUGAGUCGUUUUCUUGAUGAAAUCGGUGAUUUAUUGGAAUUAAAACAACCUGAGACUACAGAUAAUUGUGAACGCAAAGAAUUGAGGCUUCAAAAGGACAAAGAAAUGUUUGACGAAGAUCAUUACUGGUUCGAUUUGUACGAGCAAAAAGACACGAUAAAAGAUUUGAUUAGUUUCAAGCUUGACUGGGAAAAAACCACUGAUUGUGAUUCUUGUAAUUUUAACGAUGAACAAAUUUUCAGAAUGAAAAAUUUACCAAAAAGAGAAUAUCUUUUAUCAAAGAAAGAAAAGUUCCAACUUCUUCUUGGACUAAUUGAUAUUCUAUUCGCUUAUUCUUACGAUAUGAGAACAACUGAAGGUGAACAUACCUGCGAAUCUGGAUGGACAAUCAUCAAAUUAUCCGCGACUUUAUCUUGGUUACAGAUUCAUUCAACUCUCCCUGAAACUCUGGUCACUUGCGUCCAAAGAUCUUUGGUUCACCCAUUAUACCGUAAUUGGAAUUUAUCUUUAAAAGUCAUUAAUGAUGUCUAUCAAAUACUCACUAAAGGUCGAUCAUUUAUAAUCAAGUGUCUUCUUGAUGUCCAUCGGAUUCUCAAUGAAUCGGGAGAUUUACAAUAUAUUUUCAACGAUUUAUACAUAACCGAUUAUUGUGUUUGGAUACAAAAUGUUAGAGAGGAAACAUUUAGAUCUUUAGCUGAGGCCAUGAAAAAGAUUGAAAUCACGAAAGAAAUGAUUGGAUUCGAUUUACAGAUUAUCGAAAAAGCCGCCGAAUUGGCUUUUAAUGAGUCAAUUCAGUGAUCGAAAUAAAAUUGUCAUUCUUCAAUUGUAACUAAAGCUGAGGAAGAUUUUUCACCAACAAUUAAGAUAAUUAAUUACUCGAUGUACAUUAAUUUGUAAUUUUUUAUCAGAUCGAUCAAAAUAUUUAUUGAAAAAUCUAUUUCAUUUCAUUGUUAUUAAUUGUUAUUUGUUUUGUGAUAAUUUACGAAAUUACAAAGAAAAUUGUUGAUAAAAACCAAA